Panicum hallii is the source of this 975-nucleotide messenger RNA. RefSeq names its product translation initiation factor IF-2-like. Bases 1 to 975 code for a protein of 324 amino acids. The transcript has a single exon. The record is from RefSeq and is a predicted model, not a curated record. Lineage: Eukaryota; Viridiplantae; Streptophyta; Magnoliopsida; Poales; Poaceae.
AUGGACGCCGCCGAGGCGAGGAGGAGCAGCGCGUCCUCCUCCCCGGAGUUCGAGUUCUGGCCGCUCCACCCCAACCCCGCCGCCUCGCCGUCCUGCGCCGACGAGCUCUUCGCCGGCGGCGUCCUCCUCCCGCUCCCCGUCCUGCCCCCGAAGCCGGCGUCGUCCCACUCGGGGAGGAGCAGCAACCAAGGCGUGCCGGCUCCGGAGCCGGAGCCGGAGACCGAGCUAGCAGAGGCGUCCAUUCUCGCGACCGUCGCUCCGCCUACGGCCUCCAUUACUUCGCCGGCACCGCCCGCCACCGCCUCCACCGGAGGGUCCAAGCGGUGGACGGACAUCUUUUCGAAGAAAACCGCGGAGGAGAAGGAGAAGGAGAAAGAGAAGGAGAAGCGCAAGGACGGCGCCGGCAGCCGGAAGCAGGCUGCGCACGGCGGCGGGGGAGGCGCGGGCGCGGGCUCGGAGCUGAACAUCAACAUCUGGCCCUUCUCCCGGAGCCGCUCGGCCGGCGGCGGCGGGUCCGGGUCGUCGAAGCCGCGGCCGGCCGCGCGGAAGGUCAGCAGCGCGCCGUGCUCGCGCAGCAACUCCCGCGGCGAGGCCGCGGGCGCCCCUCCCCGGCGGUGGGCGGCGAGCCCCGGCCGCGCCGGCGUGCCGGUGGGCCGGUCCAGCCCCGUCUGGCAGAUCCGGCGCCCCGCGGCCAAGCCCGCGCCCGCGCCCUCCGCCUCGGAGCUGCCGUUCGUCGACAGGCGGGCGCCCGCGCCGCAGACGCACAAGGAGAAACCCGGCAGCGCCACCGCCGCCGCCGCCGGACGGAAGCCCGGCCUGAGCGGCGGCGUCCGGGGCCUGAACUUGAGCGUGAACUCGUGCAUCGGGUACCGGCACCAGGUGAGCUGCCGGCGGGCGGACGUCGGCGCCGCCCGCGGCCCCGGCGGCGGAGGGCUGUUCGGCAUCAAGGGGUUCUUCUCCAAGAAGGUGCAUUGA